AUGACGACCGCGCGGCCCAGAAGGGUUAAGACAGGAUGCCUGACAUGCAGGCGCAAGCACAGAAAGUGUGACGAGGUCAAGAAACCCGACACAGACGGGAAUCCACGGUGCAAUUACUGUACUUUAAACGGGCUUGGAUGCAGCUGGCCUGGGUUUGUCGAUAAUUCGGCUUUAAUGAGAGGAACAGGCCGUCAUAACCUCAAAACGCGCAAAGGAAUCUCCGAUUCCGACGAAAAUAAGCCCGAGAAGCGAGCUCGUCGAGUUGAUCAUGCCAAUGGAGCAGCUCUAUUAGACCGAAACAAUGGAACCAUCCUGGACCAUCAAGAUCUACCACAGGACGUUCUGGCCAACCCGGUACUGUCCCCAUUGCCGGAACUGUUUACCGGGCCGCAUUACUCCCUUUCGCAGUUGCCAGCGUUGGCCCUGGAGAACCAUUCUUCGCCCGGUAUGCAAUUCAACGGGUUCAGCGAUGCAUCCUCGUCUGAGUCACCACCACACGGUCUUCCAGGUCCUUCAGAAGGACUUGGUCACGUUUCUAGGAGUCUUAGAUCUGAGCUGAAGCCACAAGCACCGAGCCAUAUCGACCCGUUCCCAGAAUACCAUACGGUUCUACGGUGUUCUACUGAACCAGCCAACAUUCCAGAUUAUGACUGUUUCCUAACCAUGGACCGUCCUAAUGAUUACGACCUUCCGGAUACUUUACGCGAGUUCAUGUAUCUCAAUGCUAUUUCUUCGCAAGGUCCUAGAUCUCCAGCUUUGACGCUUCCGUCAGAUAUUCCCACCGAAGAGGUGUUCGAGGAGUACUUCAAAAGUACAUCCUCGGAGCCAGAACCGCAAUUGGCGCCCGAGCAGGAGAUGGUUUUACUGAAGAACUAUGUGGAAUUGUUGGGAGGAGGUCUGGAUAUGUUUGACGUUGACAUGACGUUUGUGCGCACCAUUCCAACUCUGACCAAGGACUGUGAGGCUCUGCGAUAUGCCGUGCUUGCACUCUCUGCAAGACACAUGGAGACCACUGUGACCAACUUUCCAAAGCACCUGACUCUUCAAUUAUACGAGGCCUCGUUGCGACACCUGGUUCCAGGGUACAAUCGCACCACCACAAGCAGCGUGAUCGCAGCGUGCGUAAUUCUGUGUGUGUUUCAAAUGAUGAGUUCUUCGCCCAAAACCUGGAGAAGACACCUUGAGGGGUGCCUUAUGCUGUUCCGAAGCUACAAUAUCCACGGCUUUGGCAGUCCGCUGGAACGGGGGAUCUUCUGGACGUUUAUCCGGAUGGACAUCUGCAGUGCCGUUAUCGGAGAACAGCACCCAUUAGUUCCUUUGCAGGAGUGGCUUCCACCAGGAACUCCACUUGAAGAUGCCACUGCUCUUUUCAUAUCAGAAACCAAGGGCAAAACGCUGGGAAUGCACGCUAACCAUAUGGUGUUCCUCACGAGCUGGGUACUACAUUUGGUUCUUGGUGACAAAGAGGGCCUUGAGUUCCAGAAAUCUUGGCUGGAGACGUGGAGAAAGUUGAAGGAAUGGGUUCGAACUCUGCCAAAAGCAAUGAAACCAGUAUUUGAACACGAAGAUGCCAAGUACCCGUUUCCCCGAGUAUUUUUCUCGAACCCCCAUGCGAUCUCGUCCCACCAAAUGUUCCAUAUGGCCUCCAUCAUAAUGCUGCAAAAUAAGCCCAGGACCACUAAACUGCUGGAUCUCAACAGACUGUCAUCUAUUCCCGAUCAUCCCGACCAAAGCUACGACGACAAGUUCUUCAGUACGUCGCUAUCGUGGCAUGCCAAACGGAUCUGUGGAAUCGCUAUCACCAACUGCGAUUAUGGGGCAUAUUGUAAUUCUAUUCAGCCACUGUAUGUGGCAGGCCGCAUCAUGACCAGCAAGGUUGAACACGGGAUUUUGCUUGGAGCUCUACGGAGAGUGGAGACGUUUACAGGAUGGAGCACCAGUUGGCGGGGCAAAGAUCUGAUUGAGUAUUGGAAUGGGGAGUGUUGA
This is a messenger RNA of Kuraishia capsulata CBS 1993, 1986 nucleotides long. RefSeq lists its product as uncharacterized. Gene Ontology annotation, cellular component: nucleus. The transcript has a single exon. Gene Ontology annotation, molecular function: transcription cis-regulatory region binding; zinc ion binding; DNA-binding transcription factor activity, RNA polymerase II-specific. Gene Ontology annotation, biological process: positive regulation of transcription by RNA polymerase II. Bases 1 to 1986 code for a protein of 661 amino acids. Lineage: Eukaryota; Fungi; Ascomycota; Pichiomycetes; Pichiales; Pichiaceae. The record is from RefSeq and is a predicted model, not a curated record.